CUUCCUUCCUCCUCCCUUUCUCUUCUGUCACCGCAUCACGAUAGCCUCCGGCUUCUUAUGUUGUUAAGGCGCCUUCAAAUCAUUCCUUGGUCGCGCAUGCCUCUAAAUUUCGUUGAUUCAUGCUGUUCUGAGUCACAAAAUUGCGACUGAAUGACGCCAAUUGAAAACGGUGAUGCUUGAUGAACCGCGAUCCAUGAAACAAGACGGACGAUUGAGUCGGUUAAGCGGAAACAGAUCCCUCUAUUCACCAGAAUCUGGGCUUCUCUCGGGCGUUAGAGCGAUAAUCAUGGCUCCGAUUCGGUCACAGAGAGGCGCCCACUCCCCGUUAUCCGCGGUUGGUGGCGUCGGCUAUCUCUGCUGGCUAUAUUAACGCCAAGCUGAUCCAACUCUUCACCAACCAAUACUCAGUGUCGAACCUAGCUUCAAUACUCAAACUCAAAUUACCCCGGUAAAGCCUCUCUUCAUUAUGUUGUCAUGGAUGGCAGAUAUUUUCCCCACAACCCAUUCACCGCCGCCUGCCGUUACGCAGUCGGAAUAUACUCCCCUCACCAUCGAGUGUAUUCAGAUACCUGCAGAUGGCUCAGAACCUCAUAUGGUCCGCCUCGAAACCACCUAUAUCAACGACGACAAGCUCGAUGACUGUUUCCUCUUCCACAUCCCUGAUGUCCGCAUCUUCUGGACCUUCCACUACGCCACUGACGCCAAAUCAGAGGAGGGAAUAUGGCGAAAGCGUACCCUUCGCCGAGUCGAUGUCGCCGACCAACACACCGAGGCUCUGAAUGGGAGCUACUAUUUCUUCCGCUGCAUCGAUGGGCGUUUGCAGCGGAAUUUGCAUUUUCGGAAGGACACCACGGUGAGGGGGGACGUCUUUGUGGCAAAAGUGAAGGAUUGGGAUGGAUGGUCGGAGCCUGCGGAAUAUAUCGACGUCCCUUCGGAUUUCGUGGAGACGAGGGAAGGGAAGAUAACGCUGCAGAGGAUGAUGGAUGCUUUCGUGAGCGCCUGCACGAAUUGAAGGACGGAAAGAAGCGAUCCGCUUCAGCGACAAUUCACUAUUAUGGGAUCAUCUGGACUUUGAUAAUAACCUACUGUAUGACCAUUUAAUCUUUUCUCCUCGCACUCAGAUUAUACAGUUCACCUAUGGUUUACGAACAACAGCUACAUACUAUACCCAUUCAUUCUAUGCCUUGUAUAUCGCUUAUAUUCCCAAAACUUCGUCGUGACUAGGAACUACCUACAUUUUAUCGCAUUGACCUGUAGACGAUGCAUACUUUUAUAUCUUUCGUCUACCCCGCACAUUGAAAGGAACAUACUACGCCCCUUAAACUUGAUAUUCGAGAUGUGUUUCCCCUCCUCCGCAAGCACCUCAUU
Messenger RNA from Desarmillaria tabescens, 1368 nucleotides. RefSeq lists its product as uncharacterized. NCBI's taxonomy places the organism in Eukaryota, Fungi, Basidiomycota, Agaricomycetes, Agaricales, Physalacriaceae. Bases 467 to 1012 code for a protein of 181 amino acids. The transcript has a single exon. The record is from RefSeq and is a predicted model, not a curated record.